Messenger RNA from Acanthoscelides obtectus, 1462 nucleotides. NCBI's taxonomy places the organism in Eukaryota, Metazoa, Arthropoda, Insecta, Coleoptera, Chrysomelidae. The record is from the annotation of a GenBank genome assembly.
GCUCGCUGAUCGAAUCGAAUCGCAUCGUGCGGGACACGGUGCCAGCAGCAGCAGCAGUAGCAGCGGCGGCGGGGGCGGCGGCACGAUCCCACUCGCAUUUUACUACACAUUUUUCUUUGUUGUUGAAUCGGAUAUCGUGCUGUAGCGGUGACGUCAGCCACUCGGAUUAUUGGGGGUUGAAACGGGGGGAUAAGUGUAUCUUGACAAUAACAACAACCGCCGCUAUGGCGAUGCGGAUGGCGCCGUUGACCUGCAGAAACGGCGGCGACUGCGAUGAUGGCGAAAACACCAACAGAAGAACCAGCAGCGGUAGCAGGAGGAGGGACAGGUAGAAAGGACGUGUAUACGCUCGUAGGGCAAGGAAACAGUGGGAAGACGCGUCAUUAGGACGCACCCCCAUCAAACAACACCCAUGAUGGGAUACAUUAUGGGCUGUUCUUGCUUCAAAGAGCCGAAGAAAGAUAAGACUGACGGAUCAUCGCAAAAUGGCGGCGGAGGUGGAGCGCUAUCUCCGAACAGGGAAACGACGCAAGGCAUUGAAAAUUCCGCGAUGGUCGCCACAAUCGGAAAACCAGAAAGGCCGAGUUCCUUGGGACACGGACACGGCAAACUCACAAGGAGAUUGCUAUGUUACCAUAGCGAACAUUUUAGCGGCAUGGAUCAGCACCAGCAAGAGGGGCAGCAGCAGCAGCAGCAUCAUCCAAUGGGCGGCGUAUGCGUUCCGCCCCCUUUGCCGCCGCCUUCUCAAACGUCAACAGGACAAGGGGGCGGCGUCGGCCCAGCCAAUAGCCUCAUGCUGAGCGAACUGCCCGAACCGCCCAUUCCCGUAUCAGAAAUCGGUCCGAUUCCUCCGCCGCCCAUGUUCAGCUCGCCCAGUCCGGUGCCCCCUCCCUCGCAGACGACCGCCCAUCAACUGCCCGCAGGAGGCGCCGCCCCAGGAAGGAUGUCACCACCGCCACCACCACCACCCAACAACAAUGCCGCAUCCGGCGAUUACGAUUACGAAGAAAACGACGAGGAGGAUGACGAUGAGGAUCCGUCGGACACGUCCGACUUUUGCGAACAUCACCUGCACCAUCAUCACCAACAGGCGGGAGGUGAUGAAUCACCGUACGGCACCUGCUUUCGAAUGACGCAGCCCGAUCCGGCGAUAGACACAACCAGGAUCGACGAGAUACCCGCCAAGGAACCGAAAUUCGGCGCGGUGCCAUUGAAAUCGGCGUUGAAGAAAAAGGGCGGUGUGGGCAGCGGUCCGGGAACGCCGACGCAGGAGCACGCCGCAUCGACUGCCACUGGGGGACCAGGAGGAGCCAGGAACAACAUGCUCACAGCUGCCAACGCUAGACAACACGAAUUUAAUUCCAGUUUCAAGUGAGUACAAAUUUUAAAUAUUACUACGCCUCUUGCGAUUUUUAUAAUAAUAUUCCUUAAGAGGUAUGCUCCUUUAACAUUACGUUAUUUU